GUAGAUUGCCAUUUGCCACCGCUAAAAGAAAAACAAAAAAAAAUUCCAAAUACCACAAAUAAAAAAUUCCCCAUUAUUCAGCACUUUCAAUUAAUCAAGCCCAAUUUCUCAAUUAUUAUUUCUUUAGAACCCUAACAUAAACCCACCAAAAAUUUCCGAGUAAACGAAAUGGGUUUCAACAUUAUCAUGCAGAUGCUUUCUAAUACUACUGGCAACUCAAUUUCAUUCAGGGUGCUAAUUUCAGUGAUGGGUUUGCUGCAUCAAUGCUGAUAGUUGGGAUUGGAGUGAGAGAGCCUUUGCAGUUGCUUCAAAGUUGAAGUCAUGGUGAAGUGUAAUAAGUCUUCCACUCACAACCAAAAACCAGUAAAAUUCAGAGCUAAAUCACUUGAAGGUCCUUAUUUUGAGAUUGCUGAUUUUUCUGGUGGAAGUUUUGAUAACAGUUCAUCAAACGAUAACAAACAUGAAAGAGAAAACUUAUCAUCGCUGUCUCCUAAGAUUAUGAGCACAAGAGAUCUCAUAUCAACAGUCGGGCAAAUAUUGGAUUGUGCUAGUCGCUCUCUUUCACGUUUUCAACCUAAAGAAAGCUUCGGCUCCUCAGGAACUGUCAGUGUUAAGGAUAAUGGUGCACAUUAUUUAGUUCGGAAUGAUAGUUUUGGCGUAAUCGAUUUCAUAGACAGAGGAUAUUUUCAUGUUGACGUAAACCCAUCUAGCUGUUUUUCAUGCAUCAUGCAACACAGUUUGAAAUUCCAAAGAGCAGUUCGAAGGGUGCAAUAUAGCCCAUACAAUGAUCAUUUGAUUGAGAAUUUCUUAUGGCAAAAGGAAGAUGAUAGUUUCAUCAAGAACGAUAUCUGGUUGAAGGAGAAGAAUCAUGUUAAUCUAGAAAAUAUUUGUAGCUUACUGAGUAGUUAUGGGUGGAUGAGCCAAAUUUCAGUUUGGCCGAAGCAUCGUAUGUCAGAAUCCAGCGAGGCCACGAAUACUGUCGAUGCCUUCAUCUCCAAGGCUGCUGCUUGUCACCAUGAAAUGAGUCUAAGCAAUGUCAGGCCUGGAAAUUUUGAUAUGUGCGUUGAUACACCCAACUUGAAGGAUCUAAUCUCUGAUGGAAUUGAUAAGGUUAUUUUACCAAGAAAAAUAUCUCAAUCCUUUUUGUAUAGGGCUAGUUUUCUUUAUGAGAUGCGGCAUAAUGAUUUUGCGGCUAGUCUGUCUACAACUACGAGUUUGGAACGUCAUCUGGAUGGUCAUGUGGAAAUUGCGGUGCCAGACUGUAUUCAUGAGCCAAAUCAAUUCGAUGUGGACGCUGAUCAUCGGUUGCAUAAUGAAUUGAGGCAAUCAGAGAAAUUUCAUGUUGAAGAUCAACUUCAAAGUGAGAACUGCUCAUCUAUAACAAACAAACCGGAUCCUGUACUAGCCAAACAAGAGCAUGCUGUUUCUGGAGCCUUAGCUGGCAUAUUUGUUAGUCUGUGCUUACAUCCAAUAGAUACAGUCAAAACUAUUGUUCAAUCUUGUCGACUUGGGCAAAAGCCUAUUUGUUACAUAUGGCAAUCAGUACUUUCUGAGAGAGGAUUACCUGGACUAUAUCGUGGAAUAACUAGCAACAUCACGACAUCUGCUCCUAUUUCAGCUAUCUAUACCUUCACAUAUGAAUCUGUGAAAGAAUUCUUGCUUCCAUCUCUUAGAAAGGAAUAUUACUCUGUUGCACAUUGCACUGCUGGUGCUUGUGCUAGUAUUGCUACAUCAUUUGUGUUCACUCCGAGUGAGCGUAUUAAGCAGCAGAUGCAAGUCAAUUCAGAGUAUCGAAACUGCUGGAGUGCAGUGCAGAGAAUUACUGAGGUGGGAGGUCUACGAUCUCUUUAUGCGGGUUGGGGAGCUGUACUCUGCAGGAAUGUACCACAUUCGAUCAUCAAAUUCUACACAUAUGAAAGCUUGAAGCGCAUGCUCAUGUCUUCACAAUCUCCUGAUGACCAGCCGAGCACUUUGCAAACGCUGUUAUGUGGAGGACUGGCUGGAUCUACUGCUGCUUUGUUUUCUACUCCAUUUGAUGUUGUGAAAACAAAGUUACAGACUCAGAUGCCUGGUUCUAUACGAAGAUAUGAUAGCAUUCUUAACGCCCUUCAAGAUAUACAAGAGCAUGAAGGUAUUAGAGGUCUUUACAGGGGUUUGAUUCCCCGACUUGCUAUGUGUAUGUCCCAAGGAGCAUUGUUUUUUGCGUCAUACGAAUUUUUCAAGAGUUUCUUAUCAUUGGAGCUUCGCCAACGUAAAGCCGAGACGCUGCAUCAUAAACAGGACAGUGAAGAUGAUCCAUUAUUAUCAAUUAUAGAUUAGUUUUACAAGAUUUGUCUAUCUAUUCGUUCGAUUAUUUUGUUUAGGAGCGUUGUACACUCUUUUUUGCUUAUACAUGUACUUCAACUCACAAAUAUAUCCUAAGCUAUUUUACUGUAUAUAAGUAGAUUCUUUACAAA
Molecule: messenger RNA, 2456 nt
Organism: Amaranthus tricolor (Joseph's coat)
Lineage: Eukaryota; Viridiplantae; Streptophyta; Magnoliopsida; Caryophyllales; Amaranthaceae
Exons: 10
Coding region: 322-2319 (665 amino acids)
Cellular component (GO): mitochondrial inner membrane
Molecular function (GO): S-adenosyl-L-methionine transmembrane transporter activity
Source: RefSeq, a predicted model, not a curated record